Molecule: messenger RNA, 1526 nt
Organism: Tarenaya hassleriana
Lineage: Eukaryota; Viridiplantae; Streptophyta; Magnoliopsida; Brassicales; Cleomaceae
Product: reticulocalbin-2-like
Exons: 8
Coding region: 68-1231 (387 amino acids)
Cellular component (GO): endoplasmic reticulum
Molecular function (GO): calcium ion binding
Source: RefSeq, a predicted model, not a curated record
UUCACCUUCAUCUCUCUUCCCCCCCCCCCCCCAAAAAAAAUUAGGGUUUAGCUGAGAUUUUCCCCAGAUGGGCAAAGCUUCCGUGGCCAUAUACAUCACCGUUGCCGUGCUCGUCCUCUUCCUCGUCUCACAUUCUCCGAAGAAGAAGGGCGGCCAUGGCGAACAUCACCACAACCAUCGCCGCCUGAAACUCCGGUCGUCUUUCAACCUCAAGCCUAACCGCCGCGAGCCGGUCCCGUUUGAUCCGCUUGUGGCCGACAUCGAGCGUCGCCGCGAGGACAAGGAGUGGGAGCGGAAGUACUUCGAGGAUCAUCACCCUGAGGUUGUGUCUCAUUCGCAGCAAGCAAGCGGAGGCCACAGUGACUCGGCGCCUGGUCACGAGUCGCAGCCCGAGUGGGAGGACUUCAUGGAUGCAGAGGAUUACUUGAAUGAUGAGGAUAAGUUCAAUGUCACCGACAGGCUGAUCAUGUUGUUUCCGAAGAUUGAUGUGGCUCCAACGGAUGGGUUUGUGACCGAAAGUGAAUUGACUGACUGGAACAUGCAGUCUUCUGAGAAAGAAAUCAUACACAGGACUCAAAGAGAGAUGGAUGUUCAUGAUAGAAACAAGGAUGGAUUCGUUUCGUUCUCUGAAUACGAACCACCCUCGUGGGUCCGAAAUGCAGAUAAUGAUUCUUUUGGCUAUGACAUGGGAUGGUGGAAAGAGGAACACUUCAACGCAUCCGAUGCAGAUGGUGAUGGUCUGCUGAAUAUAACAGAGUUCAAUGAGUGGGUCCAUCCGGCUGACACCAAGAACCCUAAGCUACUGAUGUGGUUGUGCAAGGAGGAAGUAAGAGAAAGGGAUUCAGAUAAAGACGGAAAGAUUAGCUUCAAAGAGUUUUUCCAUGGACUCUUUGACACAGUGAGGAACUACGAAGAGGAAAGUCACAAUUCUUCACAUCCGCAUCACGACUUGCCUGAAGGUCCGGCAAAACAACUGUUUGGUCAGCUUGACAAAGAUGGCGACGGGUACUUGUCGGAUGCUGAAUUGCUUCCUAUCAUUACUAAAAUCCAUCCUACCGAACGUUAUUACGCAAAACAACAAGCCGAUUAUAUUAUAUCUCAGGCGGAUUCAGACAAAGACGGGAGGCUGACAUUGGCAGAGAUGAUAGAGCAUCCAUAUGUCUUUUACAGUGCCAUUUUCGACGAGGAUGAAACCGAUGAUGAGUAUGGAUACCACGACGAGUUUCGCUAGUCUCUGUAUCGAGUAAGUGGCCGCUGACAUGUUGGAACCUCUGAGAAGAAAUAACAUUAGGACCGAUUCAUUUUACCCGCAAAAGUUUCCCCUUUAGCAUCGCUCGGCUCCCACUCCCAGUAUGGGGAUCACUUGCCACGGAGAUGCUGCUCCUCACAGAUUUGCCGGUGACCGGAAAAGUAUUUAUGAUUCCAUUAUCUGAAACACCUUCAAUGUUCACGUACCAGACUCGCAUUCAUUUCUUGUUUAUGAAACCACCACCUCAGUUUUUGCAGUGACAACUUCCAUGGUCAUA